This is a messenger RNA of Lasiosphaeria miniovina, 315 nucleotides long. RefSeq lists its product as uncharacterized. The record is from RefSeq and is a predicted model, not a curated record. The transcript has a single exon. Lineage: Eukaryota; Fungi; Ascomycota; Sordariomycetes; Sordariales; Lasiosphaeriaceae. Bases 1 to 315 code for a protein of 104 amino acids.
AUGCCCGUCCUGUUCGACCGGGAGGAGGAUGGCUCCGUCUGCUACUAUGAAGACAAGGAGGCCAGAGAUAAAAUAGACAAAGGCGUCGAGAUUGCCAUCAUUGUGGGCAUGACCAUCGUCUUCUUGCUUUUCCUAGCUCUCUUCCUGUCCAAGUGCACUGCCAGAUCUAAGCCUCCUAAGCAGAUCUCGUACCAGAACAAUCCGGCUGACAGGGAUAGUUAUGAAAUGCAGCCGCAACAGGGCUGGGCAGGCGGCUACUAUCCGCCACAACCGCGAGUAGCAGGCUACGUUCCGCAUCCGCCACCAGUAGCAUAA